GUUGCGGCAGGUAAGCCAAAGAUUCCGCGCGCUUGGUCCAUCCACAUGCAGCUUUCUCGUCUCCUCGCAUUUCGACUCUUUCCUUCUUCUGCCCUGCCUCAUCAGUCGAUGCCUUUGGGGAGCGUGGUACCCUGUUCACCUCGACCCUCAAUCUGCUCAAUGUCCACGACACCAUACUAAAGUGGCCCUUCGUCGUCUGCUUCCACCGCUUGACCGCCUUCUAGAUGAGCCAAAAUCGCCUGCAACACCAUGGACCGCCAACCUGCGCCGCCGCCCUUCCAGCGACCGCCAGACCGCCCCAUGAUGCAUAACGCAAACUACCAGCCUCCCACCACGCAAGCCUACAAUGGCUAUCCUCCCUCGACUUCGCAGCCGCAACCACAGCAGCCGCUCUACGCUCCCUUCGCAGGAGACCCAUACUCGAUGCCUCGACGCGAUCCCUUCUUCCCUGCCGCUUCGCAACACGUCCGACGGACUAGUCAAGGAGUGCCUGGGGGCAACAACACGCCGCAACGGCAGGCUGAGGGACAGGGACAAGGACAAGGACAAGGUGGCUGGGCAUCUACAGCGCGACCCAGUAACGGAAACUAUGGUCCUCAUCAUCACUCCCAGCUCGGUCCUCCACCACAGCCAUCCAUGAGCACCUCAAACAACCCCCCAGGGCCGUCGCCCUAUGGCUACGAUGCUGCGCGCAGACGCUCACUCAACGGCGGAAGCCCCUCGAACCCAUACGGAGCGUCACCUCACGAUCCUCCUCCGCCGCCGUCCUUUGCACGACCGCAGAUGCCCCCGCCAUCGUCGCCGCCGCAGCAGCAGCAACUCCACGCGUCGCAAGCACAACGCCCGUCGUACACCUCCAACUUUGGCGCAAACAGAGAGCUCCCUGCGCUAGGACAGGCGCUGCGACCGGGGAGCAGCAUGUCCAUCUCAUCCCUUAUCGGUGCUGGUGACACAGAUGCUCCCAUACAGACAACACAAUCACAGCCGUCACCUCCCACAAACGCGCCGUCGUUGAACAGUCACAGCAUGCAACCGCCCUCGCCCCGACGUGGCUUACCAGCUGCACCGCGAUCAGAGUUCGCUCCCUUCCGACGCCAAUCGUCGCCCGACCGCAACAUAUACGGAGUCAACACAUCAAGGCCACCUGAAGGGCACGGCUUCUCUGUGGGGUCGCCUACACAAUCCUACAGCAAUCGCGGUUCUCCCCAACUAGGUCGGCAAUCUCUGCCUCCAACUACCCAGCCCUAUAAGCCUAUGGGCUUUCCGGGCCAACGUCUUUAUACACCAACCGAUUCGGGCCGGCCGCCUUCUGGAAGCGUCCCACCCCGCCCGAACAGCCAGCCAACUGGACCCCUUGGACCUCUAGAACAAGAAGGGGGGUCAUUCUACAACGCUCUAGGGGGGCGGCGUAGCGCAUAUGGGGUACCUGAGGAACGAAGGCGAACUUUAGGGGAGUUGGCUAGGCCCAACGCUGUGGAGCUUCUGGGAGGCACCAGUCAGAGUGCAUUGGAAAGAGAUCGCCCUGUUACGGUGCACCCCGUGUCGCAGUCCAUUUUCAGUCCGCCUCGUGAGCAACACAGCAUCGCUGGCCCAACAGAGCCUCCACGUAACCUUUGGCGGCAUUCAGCGCCCAUCGAAGCUCCCAACGAACCUACCGAAAGCCGACGUGAAGAGCAUACAACACUGCCUCGAACCUAUGGUUCGUACCCUUCACCCUCGCUUGGUGCUCCACGGUACGGUGGCCUAGGCGCUGAAGACCUGAUUCGAGGACGUGGUGUAGAUCAGUUGAGUAACCGCGUGGUAGAGCAGUACCAUGCCCCCCCUACGUCAGAUCCCAACUCUCUCGAGCGACAUAGGCCUGAGCCACUUGCUCGCUCUUUAUCCUCUGGGGGUCGAUCUCUGUACGACCAGUCACAAAGAAUGGGAGAGGCCAUGCAGCAUUCGAAAUCACACAUUGGCUUUGGGUUGGAUGCCAAUAGAAGGACAGGACGUGCAUCUCCACUGCCACAGGCUGUCCAAGGAGCUCAAGGACAGCCGUUGUCGAUUGGCAAAGACCCUGGCAUCAAGAGUGAGUUUGGGCGCAUGUUUUCCGGUCUUGGAAGCGGGUUGGGUUCGUCAACACCCUCGCGUGGCAGUCCGUUGCCACAAAACGGAACAGGUUCCUUCUCCCACGACUCUGAAGUCGGCGACAUGAUGAGACUUCAGCGGGUCAACUCCCAACAAGGAAGAAAGCCUAAACGUGUCAAGGACGAGGAAGGCAUCUUCGACGUUGAAAGCGUCGACGGGAGAGGGACACCCUCUGGCAUCCGCGGUGCUAAACGAAAUAAGCACCAUCACCACCAUGCUGCUGCACCACACCAUCAUCACCAUCACCAUCACCAUCAUCACCAUAAACCAGACGAAGAGAUUCCACUUUCCACCACAUCUACUCCACUGAAUGGGAGGCAGCCGCCGCUCGCGCAACCUAGCGCAGUCCCGCCAGUACACCAUCAUCACCACAUUCAAGGGACACCACACCACCAUCACCACAUUCACACACCCCGAGUUAACCAGCAGCAACCGCUCCCUGCGGUAAAAGUUCAGGUUCAGGUCCACGACAUCGAGCCUAUCCUCGAAGAAGCUGCCAAACACCCUCGGCGGCACCUUGGGUCACAUUUGUACGAAGCCACGGCAGAAUUGCCUAAGCCUAAUUCGUCCUUGGAUGAUCAAUUUGGAUACGCCUCCAAACCGAAAUGUUUACCUCGAUUUGAAGCCAACCCAAUCAACUGCACCUUUACCAUUAGGGUACCAAGAUUCUAUUUGAAGCCACGCCAACGGCAACACAUUGUCUUGGAGCGGCAUCUCUGGGGUGCGCGUGUAUACCGCGAUGACUCGGACCCUAUCGCUGCUGCCAUACAUUCUGGGUGGAUUCGAGGAGAGUGGGAUGAUACCGUCGAUGUCACCAUGCUCGAUCCACGCAUCACGGUGCCCAACGAAGCCACAGAUGCGGAAGAAACGCUCACAAAGGCGCCAGCCGCGCCCGUGACACCGCCUGUCGAUAUGGAUUUGCAGAUCGAGAUCCUCAUUCUGCCCCAACUGCAGGAAUACAGCAGCUCGGUCGAAUACGGAAUUGCGAGUAGGAAGGGCAAAGCACACGAAGGUCUAAGCUUUAUGAUCAACAAGAUUCGGUGGGUUGACGAAGGAAUCGGCAGUCGGGGCCAGGAACGCACAGCAGCAGCGUUGAAGCGCAGGCUUGACGCCGGUGCCACGCUCCUUGCUCUCCAGAGUGGAGUCGAAGACACUCUCCGAAUCAACGGGAUGGCGAAAUUGCACGCUUGAUGCUGGACAGGAUUUUCUUGACAUGUCACGGCCGCCUCUGGUUAUCUGAGCGUACAGCUCGGUUUUGUAGCAUUAGGAUGAUUUGUUCAGCAUUGCUAGAUACCCGUAUUUUUUUUUUACAGCUUGACAUUGGCGCAGGAUUGCAUUUAGCGACUGGGGAGGUUUAUGUAUUGGGUAGCCCGUAGCGUAGGAGAGCGAUGAGAAAGUAAAGACGGUUGGCUCGAUGCUAAGUGUGUCGGUCUUCCCUGACCUAUGGAGAUGUGC
This is a messenger RNA of Cucurbitaria berberidis CBS 394.84, 3582 nucleotides long. RefSeq names its product Rxt3-domain-containing protein. The record is from RefSeq and is a predicted model, not a curated record. The transcript is spliced from 4 exons. The coding region runs from base 250 to 3318 and encodes 1022 amino acids. NCBI's taxonomy places the organism in Eukaryota, Fungi, Ascomycota, Dothideomycetes, Pleosporales, Cucurbitariaceae.